AUGCCUGCUUCGGAGAUCGUGAUUCAGGGUGCCCGCGAGCAUAACUUGCGGGACAUUUCACUUCGCCUCCCGCGGAAUCAGCUAAUCUGCCUCACCGGCGUCAGCGGCUCGGGCAAGAGUUCGCUGGCGUUCGAUACGCUGUACGCCGAAGGUCAGCGACGCUACAUCGAGAGCCUGUCGACCUUCGCCCGCCAGUUCGUCGGCCAACUUCCCAAGCCCGAGGUCGACCUGAUCGAAGGGCUGAGCCCCUCGAUUUCCAUCUCGCAAAAGUCCAGCGGCAAUAAUCCCCGUUCGACCGUCGGCACCAUCACCGAAAUCUACGACUACCUGCGGGUGCUCUACGCUCGCACGGGCCAAGGUCAUUGCCCAUCGUGCGGCAAGCCCAUCACGGCCCAAAGCCGGGAACAAAUCCUGCAGCAGAUCAUGGCCCUGCCCGAGGGCACGCGGAUCCUGGUGUUGGCCCCGGUCGUGCAUCGUCAGAAGGGCGCGUUUCGCGACUUGUUCGACGACCUGUUGAAGCAGGGCUUCGUCCGCGCCAGGGUCGACGGACAAGUGGUGCAACUCAGCGACGAGCAGCAACUCGAUCGGCAGAUGCGGCACGACAUCGAAGUCGUCGUCGAUCGCCUGGUCUCUGGUACCGCGGUGCGUCCACGACUGGCCGAAGCGGUCGACCUGGCGCUGAAGAUCGGCAAGGGCAGCCUCAUCGUGGCCCAAGACACGAAGCAAGCACAGGCUGAAACGCCCGAGAAGCCGGCCGAAGAAGAAGCCACCGCCGAAGGUAAACCUGCCCCACGCCGACGUCGUCGCACCGGCGGGCGACGGCGCAGCGACAACAACGACCUGCAUCUCUCGUCGCACUACGCCUGCACCGAUUGUUCGCUGAGCUUCACACCGCCCAGCCCGCAACUGUUCAGCUUCAACAGCCCGCAGGGGAUGUGCGUGGAAUGCGAUGGGCUCGGCGAAGUCUACAGCUUCGACAGCGAGCUGCUAAUCCCCGACGAUUCGCUUUCGUUCAAGCAAGGCUGCUUCGAACUGAUCGGUCGCUGGCGCGACUUGGGGCGAUGGCGCCGUCAUAUCUAUGCAGGGGUUGCCGAAACACUGGAGCAUCGCUUCGAGCUGGAACCCGAUUCGAUUCUCACCACGCCUUGGAACGAGCUGAGCCCCGAGAUACAGGAGUACCUGCUGUGGGGCACCGACGAGAUGCACAUCACGUUCACGUGGCGGCAAGGCUCGCGGGGUCACAAGUAUGGCGGGCACUACGAGGGGAUCAUUCCCGAGUUGCUCUCCCGCUACGGCACCACCAAAAGCGGCAUGCAGCGGCGGCAGCUUGAGAAGUACAUGAGCGUACACGACUGCGAGUCGUGCCAGGGAAAGCGGCUCAACGAACAGGCGGCCGCCGUUACGCUCACGACCCGUCACGAACAUUUUGCCGAAGCCACACAGCGCACGCUGCCGGAAGUGUGUGCCUUGUCGGUCGACGAAGCGGCCAUGUUCUUCAGCGACCUGGACCUCGACCCGGUGCGUCAGCACAUCGCCGAAGAAGUGCUGAAAGAAAUCCGCGGUCGGCUUGGCUUCCUGCUCAAUGUGGGCUUGGACUACCUCACGCUCGAUCGCACGGCCCCCACGCUCUCCGGCGGUGAAUCGCAGCGGAUUCGGCUGGCCGGACAGAUUGGCUCGGGCCUGGUGGGCGUGUUGUACAUUCUCGACGAACCCUCGAUCGGUCUGCACCCCCGCGACAACGAUCGGCUCAUCGCUUCGCUGGCCCGACUCCGCGACAUGGGCAACACUGUGGUGGUGGUCGAACAUGACGAAGACACGAUGCUGGCCGCCGAUCACAUCAUCGACUUUGGCCCCGGCCCCGGAGUACGCGGCGGCGAAGUGGUCGUCGCCGGUUCGUUCAAAGACGUGGUGAAGAAGCCCCGUAGCGUCACCGGGCAAUACCUCGCCGGCAAACGCAAGAUCGCCGUGCCCGAGCAGCGCCGGGAGCUCGACGAUCGCUGGUUGACCGUGGUGGGGGCGAAGCACAACAACCUGACGGGCGUCGACGUCGCCAUCCCCGUCGGCAAGUUUGUCUGCGUCACUGGCGUCAGCGGAUCGGGGAAGAGUUCGCUGGUGUCCGACAUUCUGGUGGAAGCCCUGCGACGCGACUUAAACAACGGCGAAGGCGACCCCGGCGAACACGAACGAAUCGACGGGCUCGAUCAUCUCGACAAACUCAUCGCCAUCGAUCAGUCACCCAUCGGGCGCACGCCCCGUUCGAACCCGGCCACCUACAUCAAGGUGUUCGACGACAUUCGCAAGCUCUACGCUCAACUCGCCGACUCGAAGACACGUGGCUACCAGGUCGGGCGGUUCAGCUUCAACGUGGCCGGUGGGCGUUGCGAGGCCUGCGAAGGCAACGGCUCGAAAAAACUCGAGAUGGACUUCCUGGCCGACGUAUGGGUCACUUGCCCCGUGUGCGAAGGACACCGCUUCAAUCGCGAAACACUGCAAGUGAAGUUCAAAGGCAAGUCGAUCGCCGACGUGUUGGAGAUGGACAUCCAACAGGCGCUUGAACACUUCGAAAAUAUCCCCGCGGUACAUCGCAAGCUGCAAACGCUGCACGACGUGGGGCUCGAUUACCUAAAACUCGGACAACCCUCACCCACACUCUCCGGUGGCGAGGCACAGAGAAUUAAGCUGGCCCGCGAGUUGGUGAAGAAGAGCACCGGACAGACUCUUUAUCUACUCGAUGAACCGACGACUGGGCUGCACUUCGCCGAUAUCGAAUUGCUGCUGCGUGUGUUGCAUAGCUUUGUUGAGGCCGGCAACACCGUGCUGGUCGUCGAACACAACCUCGACGUCGUGAAGACGGCCGACUGGAUUAUCGAUCUCGGCCCCGAGGGCGGCGAGCACGGCGGGAAGAUUAUCGCCACCGGAACGCCCGAGCAGGUUGCCGAGUGUGAAGACUCUUACACCGGGCGAGCCCUGAAGGGGAUCCUCGAGCGAGACACGGCGACGCCCGCCAAGCGGCGGCAACUGCAGAACAAGGCACAAGCCGCCAUGACGAAGGUUACUUCGUCUAACAACGGCAACGGGGAGAUCAAGUCGAUCGUGGUGCAGGGGGCGCAGCAGCACAACCUUAAGGGGAUCGAUGUCGAAAUCCCUCGCGACAAGAUGACCGUCUGCUGCGGGCUUAGCGGCUCGGGCAAGAGUUCGCUGGCCAUGGACACCGUCUACGCAGAAGGUCAGCGGCGAUACGUUGAAAGCCUGAGUGCUUAUGCCCGGCAGUUCGUCGGACAGAUGCAGAAGCCGCGGCUCGAUCACAUCAGUGGACUUUCGCCCGCGGUGGCCAUCGAGCAGAAGAACCUCGGUAACACGCCGCGUUCGACGGUGGGCACCGUGACCGAAAUCUACGAUUACUUCCGCAUUCUGUUCGCCCGGUUGGGUACACCGCACUGCCCCACGUGCAACAUUGCGAUCGGCACCCAAACGGCCGACGAAAUCGUCGACAAGCUGAUGAGCGAUCCCGAGGGGACCAAGCUCUACCUGCUCGCUCCGCUGGAGAUUCAAGUUGGCGAGCGUUACGAAAACCUGUGGGACGACCUCCGCGGACGGGGCUUUCAGCGUAUUCGCAUCGACGGCAAGACCUACCCCAUCGACGAACCGCCGACCAUCGACCGGCGACGACGCCACACGGUGGAAGUGGUGGUCGACCGCAUCGCCAUCCGCAGCAAGUCGCGGAGCCGCAUCGCCGACAGUGUGGAAAGUGCGCUGGCCCUGGGGCGUGGCGUCAUCCGUGUGGCCUAUGCCAGCGACGAGUUGCCGGAGGAGCGGUGGCGUACUCGAACCCACAGUCAGCACUUCGCCUGCGAUCGUUGCGGCCGCAGCUUCGAUCCACUCACUCCGCACAGCUUCUCGUUCAACAGCUACCUCGGCUGGUGCGAAUCGUGCGAGGGCCUCGGCACGCAGACCGGGGCGAAUCCCGCGGCGCUGCUGCACGACCCCAAGUUGUCGCUGGCCGAAGGAGCGGUCGCCCUGUGGCCCGAUGUGAAAGACCCGGUGUCGAAAGCCAUGCUCGAGGCACUGGCCGCGCAUGCCGACUUGUCGAUCGAUGAACCGUUCGACGAACUCGACGCCCGCCAGCGGCGGAUCAUUCUGUACGGCUGCGGUGAAGAUUGGAUCGAGGUGGGCGGCAAGACUGUCAAAGGCAAAGCCACCCGACCGGCGUUUCGCUUUCAAUAUAAAGGUCUCUAUCCGGCACUCGACGAAGCGGCCCGCCUGUCGGCCGCACUUCGGGCGAAACUCGAUCACCUGGUCGACGAAGUUGAGUGUUCGGCCUGCGGGGGAAGCCGCCUGCGGGAAGAUGCCUCCGCCGUGCGGUUCAUGGAUCACACGCUCGACCAUCUGUGUCGGCUGUCGCUGGGGCAGUUGUCGGCGCUUACGAAAAGCUGGAAGCUUCGCGGAUCGGGACGCAAAGUGGCCGGUGAGUUGCUCCGCGAAAUCCGCAACCGGCUCGAGUUUCUCGUCGACGUGGGGCUCGACUAUCUGACACUGUCCCGACCGGCGGCCACGCUCUCCGGUGGUGAAGCCCAACGGAUUCGGCUGGCCUCCCAAGUGGGCAGCGGACUGACCGGUGUGUUGUAUGUGUUGGACGAACCGACGAUCGGCCUGCACCCGCGAGACAAUGACCGGUUGUUGAACGCCCUGGCCAAACUUCGCGACUUGGGCAAUACAUUGCUGCUGGUCGAGCACGAUCGCGAGGUGAUCAACGCGGCCGACCGGUUGCUCGACUUCGGUCCCGGCGCCGGACGACACGGUGGGCAGAUUGUGGCCUCCGGUACUCCGGCCCAAGUCUCGCGUCGAAAGACUUCCGUCACCGGGCCGUAUCUAAGCGAGAAGAGUUCCAUCCCGGUGCCAUCGAAUCGCCGCAUGGCUCCACUGGAAGAACCGAGUAACGGAAAGCCGACCAAGCGGCGGAAAGCGAAGUCGAGCACGACCCGAAAGACUAAGGCAAAGCCGGUGGAUCUAUCCGACCUGGUGGAGAAGCCGCUGAAUGAACCGCCGGGCGGGGGUUGGCUCGAAGUGAUCGGGGCCCGACAUAACAACCUGCACAACGUCGAUGUUCGCAUUCCGUUGGGCACGUUCACCGUGGUCACGGGCGUGAGCGGCUCGGGGAAGAGUUCGCUGGUCGACGAUGUGUUGGCCGCCUCGCUGUCGCGCACGCUACAUCGAGCACGAACCGUACCCGGUGCUCACGACGAACUGCGGGGCGUCGAACUGAUUAACAAGGUGAUUCAGGUCGACCAACAACCGUUGGGCAACACGCCGAGUUCGAACCCGGCCACUUACACCGGCCUGUUCGAUUUGAUUCGUACGCUGUUCUCGCAAAUGCCCGAGUCGAAACUGCGGGGCUACACGGCGCGACGCUUCAGCUUCAAUGUGCCUGGCGGGCGCUGUGAAAGCUGCGAGGGCUACGGUCAGCAGUGUAUCGAGAUGCACUUCCUGCCCGACGUGUGGGUUGAAUGUGAAACCUGCAAGGGCGAGCGGUACAACCCCGAGACGCUGGCCGUGCGGUACCACGGGUACAGCAUUGCCGACGUGUUGAACCUCUCCUGCGGUGAGGCCGCCAAGCUGUUCGAGAACAUCCCUAAGAUCCGCCGCAUUCUCGAAAUGCUAUGCGACGUGGGGCUCGAUUAUCUCACGCUUGGUCAGCCGGCCCCCACGCUUUCCGGUGGAGAAGCCCAACGUGUGAAGUUGGCCGCCGAGCUGUCGCGGCCCGAUACCGGUCGCACGUUGUACCUGUUGGACGAACCCACGACGGGCCUCCACUUCGACGACCUGGUGAAGCUGCUCGACGUGAUGAAUCGCCUGGUCGACCUGGGCAACACGGUGGUGGUGAUCGAACACAACCUCGACGUGAUCAAAACGGCCGACUACCUGAUCGACAUGGGGCCCGAGGCGGGCGAAGGUGGCGGACACCUGGUCGCACAAGGCACGCCCGAGCAAAUCGUGGCCCACGCCCAGCGGUAUCGCGCGGCCACCAGCAGCAAUGGGAAUGGUCGCUCGGACGGCGGUCCACUGCGUUGCUACACGGGCGAGUUGCUCGAGAAGGUGUUCGCCACGGCGACCUAUUGCGAGCGAGAGAAGUACGACUUCGCCGCGGUGGAAGAGAAACGCGAGAGCGACCUGGAACUCACUGAUGUGGGCCGCGACGCGAAGAUGCCGUGGCAGUCGGACGGGCGGAAGUGGCACACCGAAGAUCGCGUGGGCCGCGACGGCGAGGCGUGCCGCUGGGACGGGCGGAUUCUUUCCGCUGUGAUCGAUCGCAUUCAGAAGCUGGGCGACUUCGGCGACACCAACUACGACCAUCGCACCACCGUGGAGAUCGCUGCCGAAAAGAAAAGCGACGGUUGGUUCUUCCACGCUCUUACGGGACACCCUUGGUUACUAACACUCAAGUUCCGGGUGGCGAAGCGCACCUUCGAGCGAGGCAAGCUGAUCGAGCAACUCGACCUGAAACCGCUGAACGAAAUGCACGAUCUCCCGGUUUACGGGAACCAACCGCGUAUCAAGUGCCGGCAACUACGCGGUCCCUGGCAAGAGGUGCAACUGCAGGUGCACGGCUACGACGAGAUCGAUCGUCCCGAGUUCUGGCAGUUCAUCGAGAAGGCCGUCGACGGGUUCCAGAAAUUCGCCAAGCGAAAGCAGCAGGCGCCCGAGGACGUGAUGCCGUGGAAGGUACUGGGCCGCAAAUGGCACUUCGCCCGUAAGGGCUUCACGCCGGGGAAGACCAUUCGCUGGGAGACUGAAGCCCUGGAAGAACUGUGCGAGAUGCUCACCGAAGCGGCCCCCGGUGGGCAAUUCCUGUGGAACUCGCAACAAGUGGUGCAUUACAUCGUGAAGGGCCAGCGAGAGCCGUGGGCCACCAUGCAAACCAAGCGGUGGUCGUCGCUCGAACUGCAAUUGAACGGACCGAAGGGGCACUUUGCCCUGGGCCGCAUCGCCGAGUUGGCCCGCGGCCGGGAGUUUGUGGCCGACAAUCCCGACAAGGACGUGAUUAAGUUCAGCUUCCUCACGUGUGAAGACCUGCACCGGGGCGAUCUGGCCGAGUUCUUUCGUGAGCACGUCGCAACCAUCAGCGAGGGUUGCCAGCUCGAGCCGAAGUAUCGCUUGCUGUCGUUCGGCACUUUGGAAGGCGUGAAAGAGUUUGCCGACGUACGCAUGGCGUGGAACGAGAACGGGGUGGUGUUCAAUGUCCGCGUUACCGGCAAACGCCGGCAACCGUGGUGCCGCGACUCACGGCCUAGCGACAGCGACGGGCUGCACGUGUGGAUCGACACCCGUGAUACGCAGACGAUCCAUCGCGCGUCGCGGUUUUGUCAUCGCUUCAUCUUUCUGCCGGCAGGCACGGGGCCGAAGUACAUGGAGCCCUUCGCCGACUUCGAACCGAUCAACCGUGCCCGCGAGAACCCCAAGCCGAUCCCCGCCGGCAUGAUGCAAGUGCGCAGCGAACGCCGCGUCGAUGGCUACGUGCUGGAAGGUUGCGUGCCUCGCGAGGCCAUCACCGGAUUCGACCCCACGGAACAUCCACGGUUGGGGUUCACCUACCUCGUGCACGAUAGCGAACUGGGUCCGCAGACGCUGAGUUGCCCAACGUCACUACCGAUGGCGGAAGACCCGAGUUUAUGGGCGUCGCUGGAAUUGGUGCGGUCAAUGUUCUACCUGCUGUUUCAGCAACCGCGCCUCGCGGCGGUAGGCGUCGAUCAGGGCGGCGACGAAGAUGAGAUUCCCCACGGCGAGGGCGAGCAGGUUGGAGUGAGUUUGAUCUCUGGAAUAGGCGAGGAAGGCGAGAUCGUCCGAGGGGAUUUGGAGGCGAUGGAGAGCGUGAUUGUGGUCGUCCUCGGGGAUGAAUCGCUGCACCUCUUCGGAGGUGAGGAUGAUUUCGACAUCCUCCGGUGGCUCUGGUUCCGGCUUAGGGGCGGUUUCGAACUGCUUGGGUGCCAGGCGACUUUUCAGCUCGGCAAGUUCCUCUUGUUUUUGAGCGAGGUGCGUGCGCUGUUCGUCGGUCCAGUCAGCUCGCAUGUUGAGUUAGCCCCGCUGAAGGUACUUUUCUACUUGCGGCCACAUGAACCAAUACGCAAUUCCGAUCAUCCAGAACAGUACGCUUACCGAUGGGAUGAAGAGAUGCACAAGCUCAAGCGGUAG
This is a messenger RNA of Cladocopium goreaui, 8187 nucleotides long. Lineage: Eukaryota; Dinophyceae; Suessiales; Symbiodiniaceae. The record is from the annotation of a GenBank genome assembly.